AUGAUUCACUCCGUGCUCAUAUUUAACAACGAUGGAGUACCCAGACUAAUGAAAUUCUACACAAAUGUUGAUAUACCGACUCAAAAGUUACUUCUUCAACAAAUACAUCAGUUGAUAUCGGUCCGAACAGCUCAAGAAUGCUCAUUCAUUACACCUCCGAAACUCCUUGAAGACUUGGACGACAUAAAAGUCAUUUACCGCCAUUAUGCUACCUUAUACUUUGUCUUUGUUGUUGAUGAUCAGGAGUCAGAAUUGGGUAUAUUAGAUUUGAUUCAAGUGUUUGUGGAAUGCUUGGACAAGUGCUUCACCAAUGUUUGUGAGUUGGACUUGGUUUUUGGCUGGCAAGUAUUGCAGACUGUAUUGGAAGAGAUUAUUCAAGGAGGGAUGGUUAUUGACACAAAUAUUAGCAGAAUUGUUGCUGCUGUUGAUGAGGCAAAUAGUCAAGUCAGCAAUGGUGGGUCAGGGGCUGGUGGCACUAGCACUGCUGCAUCAAUAAGCCAAUCCAUAUUGCUGUCAUUGUCUAGAGAUAGAGGGUUCUGGAGUAGGUGA
Lodderomyces theae is the source of this 549-nucleotide messenger RNA. RefSeq names its product Aps3p (gene APS3). The transcript has 2 exons. The record is from RefSeq and is a predicted model, not a curated record. Bases 1 to 549 code for a protein of 182 amino acids. Gene Ontology annotation, biological process: vesicle-mediated transport; intracellular protein transport. Gene Ontology annotation, cellular component: membrane coat; intracellular membrane-bounded organelle. Lineage: Eukaryota; Fungi; Ascomycota; Pichiomycetes; Serinales; Debaryomycetaceae.